Hymenoscyphus albidus is the source of this 1691-nucleotide messenger RNA. Lineage: Eukaryota; Fungi; Ascomycota; Leotiomycetes; Helotiales; Helotiaceae. The record is from the annotation of a GenBank genome assembly.
GUACAUUUCCCGCUUCAAGUCUUGGCAAUACAUAGCGACUUAAGUGGUGCAGAUCAAAUCGGACUAAGCCCCGUAGCGUGCCUAGCCAUCAUUCCGACCGGUCCGACCCCUUGAAUAGGAAAUCGUAAACUCAAAAUUCGAAAGGUACAUAUGCGAUGACGAGGGCAUAGGAGGCGGUCCCAUGAGAUACACUAGUUGAUUUUUUGUUAUUGAACGGGUGAGAAUACUUGCGGGGACGUAGGUAUUGCUUGUUCUUAUAUAUCUUGUUAUUAUAUCUAUUAGAUCAACCUGAAAGUUGAGAUUAUUGAUACUGAUAUAUAUCUCUUACUAGAAGCUUACAUACCCCAUCAACACCCACCCUCCAGAAAAAUACCACCAGAAUGCCCCCCACCAUCCCAAACGAGCAAUGGGCCCAAGUAAUCGAGAAAACAGGAGGCUGUAAGUCACCACCUUCCCAAAACAAAACACAACUAACACCUCCCAGCCUGCGAAUACAAAAAGAUCCCCGUCGCCAAACCAGCCGCAGAUGAAGUCCUCAUCAACAUCAAGUUCUCGGGAGUCUGCCAUACCGAUCUACACGCCAUGAACGGGGACUGGCCACUUGACAGGAAACUCCCGUUGGUUGGCGGUCAUGAGGGAGCAGGUGUUGUUGUUUCGCGGGGGGAAUUGGUGGAGGAUGUUGAGGUUGGGGAGCAUGUUGGGGUUAAGGUGAGUUUCUCUCCUUAUUCUCGAAAGGAUUCUUGACAGGAGAGGGAAGAGAGGGGUUAGAGUUUUUGUUGAUAUAAUGAAAAUAGUGGAUCAACGGCACCUGUCUCUCCUGCGACAUGUGUCAACAAUCCGAUGAACCACUCUGUCAAAAAGCCCUGCUAUCAGGGUACACAGUCGACGGCACCUUCCAACAAUACUGCAUCGCAAAAGCCGCACACGUCGCGCGAAUCCCCAAGGAGUGCUCUCUCGAAGCCGUAGCUCCCGUUCUCUGCGCCGGCAUCACCGUCUACAAAGGACUGAAAGAAUCGGGUGCUCGUCCGGGACAGACUGUGGCGAUUGUGGGUGCGGGUGGUGGUUUAGGAUCGUUAGCUUGCCAGUAUGCGAAGGCUAUGGGUUUGGAUAUUAUUGCGAUAGAUGGGGGCGAUGAGAAGAGGGAGAUGACUAGGGAGCUUGGAGCGGGACAUUUCGUGGAUUAUAUGACGAGUAAGGAUUUAGUUGCAGAUGUGAAGGCUGCGACGAAUGAUGGUCUUGGACCCCAUGCGGUGAUUUUAGUAGCUGUGAAUGAGAAACCCUUUCAGCAGGCUGCGGAAUAUGUAAGUCCUCGAUACCCGUAUGAAAAACUGAAAGGAAGUCAAACUAAUGAAUCCAGGUUCGUCCAAGAGGUUCGGUGGUUAUAAUUGGUCUCCCAGCUGGCGCGUAUCUUCGCGCGCCGGUUUUCGAGUCUGUUAUUAAGAUGAUUACUAUCAAGGGUUCGUAUGUUGGUAAUAGACGUGACACCGCGGAGGCUAUUGAGUUCUUCCGACGGGGUCUGAUCAAGGCUCCGUUUAAGACCGUUGGUCUGUCAGAACUUAAUGAUGUAUAUGAGAAGAUGCAUCAAGGAGCUAUUGCUGGACGCUUCGUUGUCGAUACCUCGAGAUAGCUCUACCUUGGUGAAAAAUGCAAUUAAAGUUUUUUGAUAAUGGAGUUUUGAGAGGUGGACGAGA